AGGAGUCCAUGCCUUCAGUCUCUCCUGCGAGAGAUCACAGUAUCGCGCUUCUCUUCCUCACCUACGGGGAGGUCAAUAACCCAGAGGCCUGGGCGCAGUGGCUGAGGAAGGAAGAGGCCGACAAGUUCUCCGUGUAUGUUCAUGCUAAGGAAGCGAACAAGGUGCAGCAUGAUCUAUUUCGUCGCAAUCUUGUCAAGGCGGUUGACACGGCAUGGGGACGCGUGUCGCUUGUGAGGGCGCAUCUGGUGAUGCUCAGGGAGGCGCUCAAGGAGUCGAAGAACGAAUGGUUCGUUCUCCUGAGCAACAGCUGCCUGCCCAUGGUCAGCUUUGAAACGCUCUUUGAUUAUCUCAAUGCCCACAAGGGAAAGAGCUUCUUUGACUUACACAAGGUCGAGUCACAGAGAUUCCAGCGAGAAAAUUUCCGGAGGGUUUUGGAGGAGAAGAAGGCGAACAUGAGCGAGGGGAAGGAGAAGGAGCUGGCGCUGCUGGAGGAGCUCGCGAGCAAGGAGCACGGCGAGACGAUUCAGGCGCACUCGCAAUGGUGUAUCCUCUGCCGGGAAGACGCCAAGGCUCUCGCAGAGGCCCAAGACGCGGAACUCUGGCUCAGCGCGUUUGACCUGCUGCUUGAUGAGGAGUACGUCGACAAGAGCCUCAUGCUUGCACCGGAUGAGCUGCUUCCUCUGACGUACCUGCGGUACCACGCGAGGAGGAGAGGAGAGAGAAUGAGGAAGGUUGUGAACAUCAAGGUCACGUACUCGUGGUGCUGUCUGGAUGGAGGAAACUGCUCCUGCGAUGCCUCCCGUGCCAAACAUCCGCAGUCUUUCUCGCGGCUGAUGCCGGAGCUCGUGCGUCAGUGCUGCGACCACAACUCGCUGUUUGCACGCAAGUUUGAGCCCAAGAUGGAAGUGGAUCCUCUCGUCCAGCUCUGGCAAGCGACGACCGGAGAGGAGAAAGUGACAGCAGCCAAGUACAGCGACUGGAUGGCUGAUCCGAGUCGCCUGUCUGAGCGGCAGCAACUCGAGCUUGUCAUGUACAUGUCGAUGAGGGCGGAGAAACCAGGGCGAAGGCCUUCUCUUCCUCCGCCUUCGGCUCAUGGAGCUCAUGGAGGCUCGUGCGCUCCUCGCGCCUCGGUGGAUGCAGGAGCUGCGAAUCGCCGCGAAGCGACCGCGGGGAAGGAGAAGGUCAACAAGGACAAGGAGGAAGCGCAAGCGCGACGAACAGAGACGAGCAAGCUGGAGAGGAAUGCAGAAACGUUCAAGCAAGUACUUUACAGCUCCUCUGAUGACGAGCUGCCGCUCUCUGUGCCCUUACCCGUCCUGUCUAUAUCGAUGAAGCCCAACGUCGCGUGCACUAAGAGCAAGCCGUCGCUCGCGUAUGACUCAGACGAAGACGACCUUCCGCUCACCUUUGAGCUUCCCAGGAAGCCCAACGUCGCGUGCCCUAAGAGCAAGCCGUCGCUCGCGUAUGACUCAGACGAAGACGACCUUCCGCUCACUUUUGAGCUUCCCAGGAAGCGCACUACUCCCGCAGAGCCGGGCAUUCAAGCCUGUGGUCGCUUGGGGCUGGAGGACUCGAGCAAGCGGCCGAGAUGUGCUCUAGCGUAACGGACAAGAGGAAGGCGGUGGAGGGAAGGGAGGGGAUGUAGAUAGAUGUAUAUGAUUAUGUAAAAGUCAAAGAUAAUGAAGGCAGCGAAGAUUCUUG
Messenger RNA from Guillardia theta CCMP2712, 1701 nucleotides. RefSeq lists its product as hypothetical. NCBI's taxonomy places the organism in Eukaryota, Cryptophyceae, Pyrenomonadales, Geminigeraceae. The record is from RefSeq and is a predicted model, not a curated record. Gene Ontology annotation, cellular component: membrane. The coding region runs from base 9 to 1604 and encodes 531 amino acids. The transcript has 14 exons. Gene Ontology annotation, molecular function: glycosyltransferase activity.